Molecule: messenger RNA, 1606 nt
Organism: Catharus ustulatus (Swainson's thrush)
Lineage: Eukaryota; Metazoa; Chordata; Aves; Passeriformes; Turdidae
Gene: NUDT3
Product: nudix hydrolase 3
Exons: 5
Coding region: 221-730 (169 amino acids)
Biological process (GO): adenosine 5'-(hexahydrogen pentaphosphate) catabolic process; diadenosine pentaphosphate catabolic process; diadenosine hexaphosphate catabolic process
Cellular component (GO): nucleus; cytoplasm
Molecular function (GO): bis(5'-adenosyl)-pentaphosphatase activity; diphosphoinositol-polyphosphate diphosphatase activity; bis(5'-adenosyl)-hexaphosphatase activity
Source: RefSeq, a predicted model, not a curated record
AGCGCGGGCGGUGGCGGCGGCGCGACCGGGAGCGAGGGCAGGGGUGAGGCGGGCAAAGGGCGGCAGCGCGUAGCGAGACCCACGAAGCGAGACCCAGAGAGAGACUGUCGCGGGCAGGCGCUCCCCCCGCGUCCCCCCGUCCUUCGCCGCCCGGCGGGUCCCGCCCGCCCCCGCCCUCCGGGCCGCGCGUCCUCCGGCCCCGCCGCCCCCGGAGCGGAGGAUGAUGAAGCUCAAGUCCAACCAGACGCGCACCUACGACGGGGACGGCUACAAGAAGCGGGCGGCCUGCCUGUGCUUCCGCAGCGAGAGCGAGGAGGAGGUGCUGCUGGUGAGCAGUAGUCGCCAUCCAGACCGAUGGAUUGUCCCCGGGGGUGGCAUGGAGCCCGAGGAGGAGCCCGGCGUGGCCGCCGUGCGCGAGGUCUGUGAAGAGGCUGGAGUGAAAGGGACGUUAGGAAGAUUAGUGGGAAUUUUUGAGAACCGGGACAGGAAGCACAGGACUUAUGUUUACGUACUCAUCGUCACCGAAGUGUUGGAGGACUGGGAGGACUCUGUCAAUAUUGGAAGGAAAAGGGAAUGGUUUAAGAUAGAGGAUGCCAUAAAAGUUCUGCAGUAUCAUAAACCAGUGCAGGCCUCAUAUUUUGAGACCUUGAGGCAAGGCUGUCUGGCCAACAACGGCACCCCGGUCAUGACCACGCCGUACUCCGAGAGCUCCGUGUCCGACAUCAGAUGACUGACAAGGUCCCUGCGAGAGCAAUUCCCAAAAGCAGACUGAGACCUGGAUUUCCCUCCCCUCCCUGUUUCCAUGCCUCCUCCCUCACACCAGGCAUGGGCAGCCGCCUGGGGCAGAGCAAGUGUUCAGAGUGCUGCGAUUUAGUGCAAGGUGGGAUGAAUUUUUUUUUUUGUUGUUGGCUUUUUUUGCUUUUUUUUUUUUUUUUUUUUUGGGUCUGUAUUUUGUAAAAUACAUUUUGUGCAUGAAGUGCCCCUUUCCUGGUACCUGGAGGCUGCCAGCCCUGCCUCUGCCUUGUGCUCUGAAGUGUCCCAAGUGUCCCCUUCGUGUCACCCCAGCCAGAGCCACUUUUUUUUUGUUUUUUUUUUAAUGGAAAGACUUCCAAUGUGAGAUCAGCUUUUCAAGUCUUAGUCUGUACUGUAAGGUGCUGCUCAGACCCGUGUGGGGAUCACUCGCAGCACAUCUGUAUAAACUUUUUUUUUUAGAUGGAGGAUCUAACAUUUUAAUUUUGCGGGAAUGUUUUUUUUUAAUCCUGCUCUGCUUCUGAAAAAGAAGGGUUCAUAAUUAAUCUGUUUGCCUUUUGUUCUGUUUUUUAAAAACACACACAUUCUGUGACAGUGCUAGUGGCUGGGCCAGUUUACUCCCCAAUCCAGUAUCUCCUGAUUUAGUGCAGUGACACUUGAAGUUGAGGGCAGAGUUUGGAUCACCUGCAGACAUCCCCGCGGCUUCUCCGACGUUUCUGCCUUUCCACCCGAGCAGAACCGCACGGGGCUGGUCUGGAACCGCCGGCCAAAACAACCAGCCUGAGCAGCUGCCACAGCGCCCGGAUGGCGCCGGCUGCAGUGGGAAGCAGGGCUGCAGGGGGGUCGGACAGACAGA